Molecule: messenger RNA, 1101 nt
Organism: Cladophialophora psammophila CBS 110553
Lineage: Eukaryota; Fungi; Ascomycota; Eurotiomycetes; Chaetothyriales; Herpotrichiellaceae
Exons: 2
Coding region: 1-1101 (366 amino acids)
Biological process (GO): 3'-UTR-mediated mRNA stabilization
Cellular component (GO): nucleus; cytoplasm
Molecular function (GO): mRNA 3'-UTR AU-rich region binding
Source: RefSeq, a predicted model, not a curated record
AUGGCAUCCACCGAAUCCGCAGCGUCUGCAAACCACGUUGAGGAAGCUGGCCUCGCCGAGUCCUUGAACCAGCUUAAUGUCGGAGAUUCCCAGAACGACACCCCAAAGACCGAAGAAGAAUACGCGCAAUCGCAGUUGACCCUGCGUGCUAUUGUAUCGACCAAGGAAGCUGGUGUCAUCAUCGGCAAAGCUGGAAAGAAUGUUGCUGAUCUACGAGAAGAAACCGGCGUCAAAGCCGGCGUCAGCAAAGUUGUCCAAGGUGUACAUGAUCGCGUAUUGACAGUCACUGGCCCUCUUUCUGGCAUCGCAAAGGCAUAUUCUCUUGUGGCCAAGGGUCUUCUUGAAGGCGCACCGCAGAUGGGCAUGGGUGGCGUUAUCCAGAAUAACGGCACACAUCCCAUUCGUCUCCUCAUCUCUCAUAAUCAGAUGGGUACCAUCAUCGGCCGGCAAGGGUUGAAGAUCAAGCAUAUCCAGGAUGUGUCGGGAGUUCGGAUGGUUGCCCAGAAAGAGAUGUUGCCACAAUCCACUGAGCGUAUCGUCGAGGUUCAAGGCACGCCCGAGGGUAUCGACAAAGCUGUUUGGGAGAUUGGGAAAUGCUUGGUCGAUGACUGGCAGCGUGGCACCGGGACCGUUCUCUACAACCCGGCCGUUCGAGUCCAAGUUGGUUCCGGCCCUCUUCCUCCUGCAGUUGGCAGUGGUGGAAUGUCAGGUGGCAACUUCGGUGGCAGUGGUCGGUCCUACAAUCGAACUGGUAACGGCGCUGAUUUUAGUGAAACGCGUACGUACAACCGCAGCGCCGAUGCGCCACGAGGAGGUGGUAUUCCCAUGGUCACCGAGGACGGAGAGGAAGUCCAGACCCAGAAUAUCAGCAUCCCCGCCGAUAUGGUCGGCUGCAUCAUCGGAAGAGGAGGAGCAAAGAUCAGUGAGAUCCGCAAGAGUUCUGGAGCCCGCAUUUCCAUCGCCAAAGCACCACACGACGACACCGGCGAGAGAAUGUUCACCAUCAUGGGAAGCGCCAGUGCCAACGAACGAGCCUUGUAUCUCCUCUACGAAAACCUCGAGGCAGAGAAAGGACGCAGACAGCAGGUCUCUUCUGAAUGA